ACACCGAGCAAUGCAGGCAGAAACACCAGGUCGAUCAUCUGCCGGUGGUACUCAGUGUGCAGUGCAAACUGCUUUGCCAUGGCCACACAUACCAAUACAAGCAUGGUGUCUGACUGCUGUCUCUGUUUGCUGCUGCCUCAAGCCGAGCCAUUGGCUGGCUGCAGAAGUGCCUCACUGAGCACCUCAAGAAACCCGCAGCCGGCUGCCUGCCGCAUGUGCCGCUUGGACACUGCCGUGUCUGAUGUGUCCAGCAGCCCGAGCAGUGUGGUGGCUGCCCGCGUCACUACCUCAUUUUCCCUGGGCACGCGCAUAGCGUCCACCAGCGCCUCAAUGCCGCCGGCCCAAACCACCCUGCCGACCCGCUGUGGCGUCAUCACCAGCACCUGCAGCAACACAACUACCCUCAACCGGCCCUUCUCUGGUCCUGAACUGCCCUGAGCCUGCGCGACUAUCAACUGCAGCAUCUCCUGCCGCAUGGCCAUAUCGAGCACCAGCUCAGAUGCAAUAUCCUGCGGCUUAAAGUUG
Molecule: messenger RNA, 525 nt
Organism: Kickxella alabastrina
Lineage: Eukaryota; Fungi; Kickxellomycota; Kickxellomycetes; Kickxellales; Kickxellaceae
Exons: 1
Coding region: 79-438 (119 amino acids)
Source: RefSeq, a predicted model, not a curated record